Molecule: messenger RNA, 6109 nt
Organism: Hemicordylus capensis (graceful crag lizard)
Lineage: Eukaryota; Metazoa; Chordata; Lepidosauria; Squamata; Cordylidae
Gene: CLCN3
Product: chloride voltage-gated channel 3
Exons: 14
Coding region: 320-2920 (866 amino acids)
Biological process (GO): chloride transport; transmembrane transport
Cellular component (GO): Golgi apparatus; synaptic vesicle; membrane
Molecular function (GO): voltage-gated chloride channel activity
Source: RefSeq, a predicted model, not a curated record
CGCAUGUUGGGGUCUCGCGGCACUCACUGCGCCUGCGCGCGAGGUAGCGCGACGGCGCCGCCUUCACCUUGCUGGGGAGGGCUGCUGUGGCCUGAUGGUGGCUCUGUUGUGCGGGCGCCGCUCGCGGUCUGAGUUCGGCCUCGGAGCGGGGGGACUGUGUUGCUUCGACCAAAUCCCUGCUUGUCCUUUUCUUCGUGCUCGGCUCCUCCUCUCUCGCAAGGACCAGGCUCUCCGCCCGGCCCAGCAGCAGGAGGAUGUGUGAGUCCCCCUCCGGGGAUCACCAGGAGGCGCCACACGGCCAGGUUAUAAAAGCAGCUAAAUGGAGUCCGAGCAGCUGUUUCAUAGAGGUUACUACCGAAAUAGCUACAACAGCAUAACUAGUGCAAGUAGUGAUGAAGAACUUCUAGAUGGAGCAGGUGUCAUCAUGGACUUUCAAACCUCUGAAGAUGACAACUUAUUAGAUGGUGAUGCAUCUAUUGCAGGAACUCAUUAUACAAUGACAAAUGGAGGAAGUAUUAACAGUACAACACACUUACUGGACCUCUUGGAUGAACCUAUUCCUGGGGUUGGAACAUACGAUGACUUCCACACCAUUGAUUGGGUGCGAGAGAAAUGCAAAGACAGAGAAAGGCACAGACGGAUCAACAGCAAGAAGAAAGAAUCUGCCUGGGAGAUGACAAAGAGUUUGUAUGAUGCAUGGUCAGGAUGGCUAGUCGUAACACUAACUGGUUUGGCAUCGGGUGCAUUGGCUGGGUUGAUAGAUAUUGCUGCAGACUGGAUGACUGAUUUAAAAGAAGGCAUUUGCCUCCGUGCCCUGUGGUAUAACCAUGAACAGUGUUGUUGGGGAUCAAAUGAGGCAACAUUUGAAGAGCGAGACAAAUGUCCAGAGUGGAAAACAUGGGCAGAACUAAUACUUGGUCAAGCAGAAGGUCCAGGCUCUUACAUAAUGAACUACAUAACAUAUAUUUUCUGGGCAUUGAGCUUUGCUUUCCUUGCUGUUUCUCUGGUGAAGGUGUUUGCACCUUAUGCUUGUGGCUCUGGGAUUCCAGAGAUCAAAACUAUAUUGAGUGGCUUCAUCAUUAGAGGAUACUUGGGCAAGUGGACCUUGAUGAUAAAAACAGUCACUUUAGUUUUGGCUGUAGCCUCAGGUUUGAGUUUAGGAAAAGAGGGCCCUCUUGUACAUGUUGCCUGUUGCUGUGGAAAUAUCUUUUCUUACCUCUUUCCAAAGUAUAGCACAAAUGAAGCAAAAAAGAGAGAGGUACUAUCAGCUGCUUCAGCAGCUGGAGUGUCGGUAGCCUUUGGUGCCCCAAUUGGUGGAGUUCUUUUCAGCCUAGAGGAAGUCAGCUAUUAUUUUCCCCUGAAAACCUUAUGGAGGUCAUUUUUUGCUGCUUUAGUAGCUGCGUUUGUUUUGAGAUCAAUCAACCCUUUUGGUAACAGCCGCCUAGUUCUUUUUUAUGUUGAGUACCAUACCCCAUGGUACCUAUUUGAACUAUUACCCUUCAUUCUUCUGGGGGUAUUUGGUGGGCUAUGGGGAGCAUUUUUCAUACGUGCAAACAUCGCAUGGUGUCGCCGGCGCAAAUCAACAAAAUUUGGAAAGUAUCCAGUUCUGGAAGUUAUCAUUGUAGCAGCAAUAACUGCUGUCAUUGCUUUCCCAAACCCAUACACCCGAGUCAACACCAGUGAGCUUAUUAAAGAACUCUUCACGGACUGUGGGCCUUUGGAAUCUUCCUCCCUUUGUGAUUACAAGAACGACAUGAAUGGCAGUAAAAUAGUAGAUAUUGCUGACCGCCCAGCAGGCACUAGAGUGUAUUCAGCAAUAUGGCAGCUAUGUUUAGCUCUUAUAUUUAAGAUUAUAAUGACAGUCUUCACCUUUGGUAUCAAGGUUCCAUCAGGUUUGUUCAUACCUAGUAUGGCCAUUGGAGCAAUAGCUGGGAGAAUUGUGGGAAUUGCAGUGGAACAGCUUGCUGCUUAUCACCGUGACUGGUUUAUCUUCAAGGAGUGGUGUGAAGCUGGAGCAGACUGUAUAACACCAGGCCUCUAUGCUAUGGUUGGUGCUGCUGCAUGCUUAGGUGGUGUAACAAGGAUGACAGUCUCUCUAGUGGUUAUUGUAUUUGAAUUAACGGGUGGGCUGGAAUACAUUGUGCCCCUCAUGGCUGCAGUAAUGACAAGCAAGUGGGUAGGAGACGCUUUUGGCAGGGAAGGUAUCUAUGAAGCACACAUUCGUCUGAAUGGAUAUCCUUUCUUGGAUGCCAAAGAAGAAUUUACUCAUACUACACUGGCUUCUGAUGUCAUGAGACCGCGAAGAAAUGAUCCACCACUUGCAGUGUUAACCCAAGAUAAUAUGACAGUGGACGACAUAGAAAAUUUGAUCAAUGAAACCAGCUAUAAUGGUUUCCCAGUUAUAAUGUCAAAAGAGUCUCAGAGACUAGUGGGAUUUGCCCUAAGGAGAGAUCUAACUAUUGCAAUAGAAAGUGCCAGAAAGAAGCAAGAAGGCAUUGUUGGCAGUUCCAGAGUCUGUUUUGCUCAGCAUACCCCAUCACUUCCAGCAGAAAGUCCCCGGCCUUUGAAGCUUAGAAGCAUCCUUGAUAUGAGCCCUUUUACUGUGACAGAUCACACACCAAUGGAGAUAGUGGUGGAUAUUUUUCGCAAGCUGGGUCUGAGGCAGUGCCUUGUAACACACAAUGGGAUUGUCUUGGGGAUCAUCACAAAGAAGAACAUAUUAGAACAUCUCGAGCAACUAAAGCAGCACGUCGAACCCUUGGCGCCUCCUUGGCAUCAUAACAAAAAAAGAUAUCCUCCGUCAUAUGGCCCAGACGGCAAACCAAGACCCCGCAUCAAUAAUGUUCAACUGAAUUCAGUCACGGAGGGGAGAGAGGAAAGUGAAGAGGAGGUUCAUUUGCUGAAUAGCACAACACUUUAGCAUGAGGCAUUGCUCUGCAGUGCAAAAGGACAGCUGAGUGUUUUGAAGAAGCAUGCUGUUGGAAUUCAGGAGGUGGCUUAGGGAAGUGCAGACAAAUGGGAAACGGACAUUCCUCAUAGUAACAAAUAGGGUGGGAGUUAACUUCUGCAGCCCUGCACUGGAUGUGUUCUGAGUUGCUAGAUCUGCCAUGAUAGUGCAUUGGGAAAGUUGUGUCAGAAGAUGGAAGGCUCCACCUGUACCCUUUUGCUUUAGCAUUGAAGAAAUUGAUUGUUAGUCCCUGUUUCUCGAGGGAUCACUUUGAAUUGAGCCAUCUUUUGAAGACUACAAGAUUUUGCCCUUUCUACCACAGACAGUUGUUGUGUUAACUCAUGAAAUGCAUAAUUAUUCUACAUCACCUCUUUACAUUCCAGAAGAGCUUUUAUUUCCCUCUGUCUCUCUCCUGAGCAGUAAAAGGUCUCUUUACAAUUGGUGUGCCCUUUUGAAAUGGUAGUUUCUCAUAUUGAGAGAUGUACUGAGACCUGCUGAGCUUGAUCACAAGAAGGAAGUGUUUCUUGUGCCAUUUGAAACUAGAAUUUGUAUAUCAUUAAAUUCUUGUGGCAGCUUUGAUCUACUGCCACAAAAGCAGAUUGAGCAGAUAAAAUAACUUGUAUGAAGCAUGUCUGAAAUUUUGCAGCUUGUGAGCUGCUUCUUAAAAGGCCAAAACCUGUCUCAAGAAGAACAUUUUUGCUGCAAGAUAAUGUGACCUGGGCUUAUGCAAUUUUUUGUAUUCUCAAAAACACUGAGGUACACUACACCAAUGUUGUGCAGUGUAAAGAAAAUUCUGCUACUCUACUAAGAACAGGAACAAAUCUAUAUAAAUGUGUAUCUGUUAACAACUGCAUGUUCAAACACUGGAGAUCACCCCCUCCCCCAUUAAGACCCAUUAUUUUUUGUUUCCGGUUACAAAAAACAACCCAUGUUCCAUUUCUGACACUGAAGAAAGAAAUGUAAUCAUAACUUGCACUAGAUGUACAAUGAUAUUUUACCAUUGUUUUAUUUAUAUUUUUAUGGAUUAAAAAUAUACUAAAUACAAACUAGUUAAUAGUAACUCAGUUAAUUUUAUCUUUAUAAUGUGAUUUUUAUACAUUAACUCUGAAUCCUCUGUAAGCAAAGGAUGGGCAAAAGCUUACCAGUGGAGAAAGGAUUUAAUAUUUCUUUGUAACACAGCCUGACACUUUAUUGCCAUAACCUUAAUGUUUGUUUUGUUUUUUAAAACAAAGAACUGGAAGCUCAAGAGACCCAAUGUAUUUAAACACUGCAGGAUUUAUGAUGUAAUCAUGUUUUAAUUAUAGACCUGUGACCAUUGAUUGCAUUUAAUUUUUUUAUUUUCAAGGACUUUGAAAUAUAGCAGUUGAAGUGAUAAACUCCGUUUGUAAUUCAGAUAAGUUGCUCCUUGAAAAGUUGCUUAAGGUUUGUUUGAAAUACAUGAACAGAGUAUACUUGACAAAUCUUUCCCCCCUGUUAAAUCUGUAUUUUGAGUGUUUAUCUAUCAGGCAAAGCAAAGCAUCACCACAACUGCUUAAGAUGAGGUUACGUCUUGAAAUAUUGUUCAUAAAACUGAAAUAUGGAUGGGACAGUUUUGGAGAUCUGGUUAACAGCAAACACUAGCGUCACAUCACCUAAUGUUUGGGGUAUUCAUGUUGGAUAUUCAAUUAUUCACUGUGAACAUGAAACCAUUAAGAUUAUUCAAAGGGGCUGUGUAUGCACAGUGUAGCUUCUGACUCUUCCCUUUACACCCCUACCUCACAUAAGCCCAUUUUGAACCUUGGGAAUUUCAAAAGCUGUUAGCAGAGAAAUCCUGCACAGGAGUCUGCUUUUAUGGAAGGAGGAGGAACCAGAAGCCCCACUGUGUGCAUGCAAACCAACCCUUGUGCAACACCUAAAGGAAUUCUCAGGCUUGUGGCCAGAGUAAAUUAACCCGUUUUUUAUUGUAACAUCAGAUAUUCAAGACAUUGAUUGAGAAAAAUAUGCCAAAGGAGCACCAGAAUAACUUUAGUGAAGUCAGUGGCAAUUCAUCUAUACUUUAGAACUGGAAAGUGCUUUGCUAACUGGAUCCACAUUCUGAUUUCAAAAACUGUAAUAACUGCUUAGGUCACAGCUUUUCCAAGUGGUGUUUUCGGUGUUUCUCUGCAGUGCCUCUUGUUUAGUGCAUUAGAUUCUUUAAGCUUUUUUUUUUUCUUUUUUCAUUGAACUCAAGACAGUGUUCUGAAAAUUUGUUAAAACUAUAUGUAUGACAAACAAUUCUGGGGUUUUUUUAAAGUUAAAAGUAAUAAUGUCUUUUGCUAUUUAGAUGUAAAUCUGGAAUACCUUUUUUAUUUCAAGUCUUUUAUUGCAUAUAUCAGUGUUAACUGAACAUAAUUUGGACUAUAUAUAGAAAAAGUUCAGGAGACAACUUGAGAUGCUUCCGUUCAUCAUUCACUGUUUAAAGCUGAAAAUAAUUGAAAACAAUUUCUCUGCCCUUGUCCCUAAUCAUGUACUUUUAAAACCAAGGUUUUGUAUAACAUGGUUAUUUUUAAAGCCUCCUGUCCUGUUCAGUUUGAAACUUCUCUUUAGCCAUUUGCUUUUCCAUAAGACACUCGAGUUAGUAAUAGUGUAUACAUUCACAGUACCUCAUACUGCCCUCUGCAGCAUGAAGUGAAAAAACCUCCCAACAAUUAUUCAUGCCCCUGGUGUGUCUUACUUAAAUGUUAGAUCUUCACAUUUAGUACUUCACAUCUAUAUUGUGCGAUCUAAUGCAUCUUGUUUGCUGUUGUUCCCUGCUUGGUUUUAUUUAUUUCUCUUUUUUGGCACAUAAAUUAUGUCUCAGCUUGUCAUGAUGCAUUAGAGUUUCUGGAAUUUAAAUAAGUGUGCCUGUGCUGUACAACAGAAGGGUUUACUACUAAUAAUGUAAAAACUUGCAGCGCCUUAUUCAAGUUGAACAGGAUGGGAGGUGGGUUUCAGCAUAUUUUUUUGUUUAUAACAGUUCAGUUGGUGGUUCAUUAAGAUUGCAUAGUUUGUUAAUCUGUGAUAUUUCCUAGAACUGUGUUAAACAUUGAUCUUAAUGUUUUUAUUUAUUCUAGUAUGGUAGAGUUGCAUAUCAUUACAGUAAAAUAAAAUCCUGUUACUGUGAUGAUUUCAUUAUAAAACAUAUUAAAAAUUUCUGUAUGACCA